CCUCGGCGGCGUCCGCGGCGUGAGCCACAGCGCGCGGGGCGAGACAGCGAGAGGGCGCGAGCCGCUCUGCUGCCUGCAGCCUGCAGCCUCCGGCCGGCCGGCGAGCCACUGCGCGUGCGCGGCGGCGGCCCUCGCGGAGACCCGGGAGCGGAUCGGCGGGCGGGCGAGCGAGCGAGCGGUGCGGGGCGCGAGGCGAGGCCGAGCCACGAGCGACAUGGGGGACCGGGAGCAGCUGCUGCAGCGGGCGCGGCUGGCCGAGCAGGCGGAGCGCUACGACGACAUGGCCUCCGCCAUGAAGGCGGUGACGGAGCUCAAUGAACCUCUCUCCAAUGAAGAUCGAAACCUCCUCUCUGUGGCCUACAAGAAUGUGGUUGGUGCCAGGCGAUCUUCCUGGAGGGUCAUCAGCAGCAUUGAGCAGAAGACCAUGGCUGAUGGAAAUGAAAAGAAAUUGGAGAAAGUUAAAGCUUACCGGGAGAAGAUUGAGAAGGAGCUGGAAACAGUGUGCAAUGAUGUCCUGGCUCUGCUUGACAAGUUCCUCAUCAAGAACUGCAAUGAUUUUCAGUAUGAGAGCAAGGUAUUUUACCUGAAAAUGAAAGGCGAUUACUACCGCUACUUGGCAGAGGUAGCUUCCGGGGAGAAGAAAAACAGUGUGGUCGAAGCUUCUGAGGCUGCCUACAAAGAAGCCUUUGAAAUCAGCAAAGAGCACAUGCAGCCAACGCACCCCAUUCGGCUGGGCCUGGCCCUCAACUUCUCCGUGUUCUACUAUGAGAUCCAGAAUGCGCCUGAGCAGGCCUGCCUCUUAGCCAAACAAGCCUUCGAUGAUGCCAUAGCUGAGCUGGACACACUAAACGAGGAUUCCUAUAAGGACUCCACGCUCAUCAUGCAGUUGCUGCGAGACAACCUCACCCUCUGGACGAGCGACCAGCAGGAUGAAGAAGCAGGAGAAGGCAACUGAAGAGCCUUCAGGUCCCUGGCCCUUCCUUCACCCACCACCCCCAUCAUCACCAAUUCUUCCUUGCCACAAUCACUAAAUAUCUAGUGCUAAACCUAUCUGUAUUGGCAGCACAGCUACUCAGAUCUGCUCUCCUGCCCCUUGGGAAGCAGUUUCAGAUAAAUCUUCAUGGGCAUUGCUGGAAUGAUGGUUGCUUUGAGCCCACAGGAGCUCCCUUUUCGAAUGUGCAGACAAGUGCGUUCUGAAUGAGGCAUUUUGAUGCCUGUUGAUCUAUGUGAAAUCCAGGAGAGAGCAAUGGGGAAGUUUAGAAAGGAGAAUUAGCCAACACAGGCUACAAUUGAUAUUUAAAUGAUCCAUUUAAAACAAGCUGAUAGUGUUUUGUUAAGCAGUACAUCUUGUGCAUGCAAAAAUGAAUUCACCCCUCCCACCCCUUUCUUCAGCUAAUGGGAAACUGUUAAGGGAAGCUGACACAAAGAGGCCACUUGCUCCUUUCCGUCAGCUUUCUAACAAACUUCAACGUGAGGUUUCAGUAGCGCCUUGUUUUGCCUCUUUAAAUUAUGACGUGCACAAACCUUCUUUUCAAUGCAAUGCAUCUAAAGUUUUGAUACCUGUAACUUUUUCUUUUUUUGGUUGCGAUGGUUUAAGAAUCAUGGAUUUAUUUUUUGUAACUUUUUGGCUAUUGUCCUUGUGUAUCCUGACAGCACCGUGUGUGUCAGCCCACGUCAAUCAAGAUGGGUGAUUAUGAAAUGCCAGACUUCUAAAUUAAAUGUUUUGGAAUUCAGUGGGUAAAUAAAUGCUGCUUUGGGGAUAUUA
Messenger RNA from Equus caballus (horse), 1765 nucleotides. It is a transcript of the gene YWHAH, whose product is annotated as tyrosine 3-monooxygenase/tryptophan 5-monooxygenase activation protein eta. Gene Ontology annotation, biological process: signal transduction; intracellular protein localization. Lineage: Eukaryota; Metazoa; Chordata; Mammalia; Perissodactyla; Equidae. Gene Ontology annotation, cellular component: cytoplasm. The record is from RefSeq and is a predicted model, not a curated record.